Arctia plantaginis is the source of this 636-nucleotide messenger RNA. NCBI's taxonomy places the organism in Eukaryota, Metazoa, Arthropoda, Insecta, Lepidoptera, Erebidae. The record is from the annotation of a GenBank genome assembly.
AUGGACAAGCCAGGACCUAGUAAAAAACGCGAAUUAAGAAAGCAAAAAAUGUUGUCUUUAAAACGGGAGCUUAUUGGUCAGCAAGCUUUGUUUACAAAACCCAUUCAAGAUUCAGACACAGCUACAGAAGUUAGUUAUGAAAUUACUCGAAUGAUAGCAAAGCGAAGUCACCCCUUCAAUGAUGGGGAUUUUGUAAAAGAAUGCAUAGAAAUUGCCGCUAAGAAAAUGUGCCCAGAAGCAGCAAAAAAGUUUGAGAAAAUUCAACUGAAUCGUAUGACUAUCCAAAGACGAAUUAUGUCUUUGUCAGCAGUCGACGAAUCCACUGAUAUUAGUUCCACAGCUCAACUUCUCAUAUUCAUACGAGGUGUUACUCAAGAUUUUGAAGUCUUAGAAGAGUUAUUAGGAAUGUGUUCAUUGAAAGGUCAAACCAGAGGAGUUGAUAUACUCAAUGUACUUUUGGAUGAGUGUUCAAAAACUAAUUUGGACUCAUCAAAAUUAUCGGGAGUUGCGACUGACGGUGCUCCUUCGAUGAUUGGUGUGGCUAAGUCGUGGAUUGACACUGGAACGAUUUCUAAAUUUAAUAGAAGAAAUUGGAAUAUUUCUGGCGGAAAAGCAAAGGGAUGUCCAGGAACUUAA